AUGAAUAACCAGGGGUUUGUACCUAAUUCCAGGCCACCGAUAGGUGCAGCUGCUGGCGGGAAUCAGAUAACACAGCAGGACCGAGUCCAAUUUGUGAACUUCAUUGUUGCGUCUAUCGCCAAAAUACAGGGCACAAAUUUCUCACUCCAGCGAACAAAGCCUGUCGCGGAAGAGUACGAGAAGUUUGCGUUCAGCAACUCCUCUAACAAAAGGGAAUACGUUGACUACUUGAAAAGCAAGAUCGCUAGCAUCAACCAGUCUCGCCAGAACGCCAUGCAGAGACAGCAACAACAGCAACAACAGCAGACCCAACAGACUCAGCAGCCCCAACAAGCGCAGCCCCAGAUGGCCCGGCCCACCUCACAACCACAGAAAAUCGACAUUCAAAACAUUCCUAUACCGCCAUCGCUACUUGCUAAGCUCCCACCACUUUUCCCGCAAGGAUAUAACACAUGGGCCAUGAUUAUGCCUUUUUUUAGGCAGAAGCAAAUGUCGCCGCAUGACAUGCAACUGAUCAAAGAAGUGUAUACCAUGCACACGCAAUUGAUUCGUGCGAAACAACAGCAGGAGUUUUCGCAGAUGCACAACGCGAUGCCGGGUGCCCAGGUCAACCAAGGCAUGUCUGCCGGCAAACAGAACGCUCCAAACCCGCAGCAGGUUCUGAUGUUGCAAAGACAACAACAGAUGAAGCAGUCCAUGAUGCAGCAGCAGCAGCCUAUGGUUACGCAGCAGCAACAGCAACAGCAGCAGCCACAGCAGCCGCAACAACCUCAACAACCACAACAACCGCAACAGCCAACUGGAAUGCGUCCGGCUAUAACUCCGGAACAGCUCGAAAGCUAUAAAAACCAAGCAUUGCAAGUGAUCAAAAACCUCCAGGCUUCCAACAAGCUGCCUCCCAACCUAACACCUGAGCAAGAGAAUACAUACGUCAAACGGUAUCUGUUCCACCUGUUGAACAAUGCGAGACAGCAGCCUAAGGUCCCGGUCACUCAGAAUGGGAUGCCAGUUCAGAACCAAGUGGUGCCGCAAAGCCGACCACAACAGAAUGUCCCGAUAAACAAACAGCAGAUUCCGAUUCAGCAGCAGCAAAAUAUGAUGAUGCAGAUGCAACAAAACCAUAUGAAGGCGGCGUCUCAGGGCCAGUUCAACCCGAUGUCCGCCCAAUCGCAACCUGCAUUGCAGGCCAUGCCCCAGAGCCAGCCUCAGCAACUGCCAACCAAUCAGAACCAGAACGGCCGCACGAGUCAGAGUGGACAACAGUUUGGAAAUCGUAUGCCUGGUCAGCCUCUACCUCAGGGCCAGAAACCGGCAAUGCAGCCUGGAGGCACUGGUCCUCGUUUAUUCACGGGCGUGCAAGCAACGGAGGAGGACUGGAGACGGCUCAAGGCUAUUUACCAGGAGGUUGCAGCAACGCCUAUUAAUCUCAAAGACCUAACGGACGAAAUAUCCGAGCAAGAGAAGCAGCAGAUUAUCAAGACAAUCAAGCAGUCUCAGCAGCUCGUCCUUAUAUCAGAGACAAUUAUCAUUCCUAAUUUCUACAUGAUGACCAAGAGUUACGAGGGUACAAAAAAAUUGAUGUACAGUCAACUGAUGAUCAAACAGGUACUAGAACGACUAAAGAACGGCGGCCGCUUCUAUGCUAAUUACGAUUUACUCACAAAGGUGCAAACGCAAAUCACUAGGUUCCUUGCGUAUGUGAAGGAGCAAAACUCUAAAAUGCUCAAGGGCCAGCAACAGCAGCACUCUGUUUCCGUCCCAAAUGCCAUGUCGCAGCCAGGCAUGGUGCCCCCUCAGAACCGCUAUAUGAUGCAACAGCAGCCUGGAAUGAAUAUGUCCACCUCUGCUUCACCUAUCAUGCCUCGUGUCAAUACACCUCAGCAGCAGUUUAUGCAGCAUCCAUCCAUGAACAUGAAUGCUGGCCCAGUUCCUCAACAGUUCCAGCAGCUUUCUGAGCAGCGGCAGAUGCCUAUGAUGGGGCAGGGUGCUGUUUCUGGCAAGAUACCACCGCAGUUUAUUCCUGGGCCUCCUGGGGGCAUGAUCCCUAACCAACAGCCGACGUCUGCCCCAGUGGUGGCAGCUGCUAAGAAGCAGCCUGUUCGGAAGAAGCCUGUCAAGCCUGCAGCCAGUUCUGCUCCUACGCCAAAGAAUAAGACCAUUCCCCUUACUCAACCAGGCGCUGUUCCUGCGUCGAUAGGUUUGAGCUCGGCUCCGUCCGGUUCUGCUGCAAAUGGGGCCCUGUCCCCUGAGGUGCAGUCGAUAAUGAAGGAGGCUACCGAAAUGAUCGGCAAGGAGGAGUCCAAGCUGCGUGCCAUUGAUCAGCAAAGAAACAGGCGUCGUGAGCUAGCAAGCGUGGAUCCUGCGCGCUAUGUGCUUGCUGUUCUCGCCGAUACGCUUAACUUGCCAGAGGAGGAGAGCAAGAUCUUUGAAAUGGCCAAGUCUUCGUCGUCGAAGAGCCGGACCCUGAGCAGCAAUGCGGCACAGGGUAACAAGGUGCUUACUCCUUCCGCCAUUUUGACUACACCUCUUCCAUUUAAUGUGAAGACUCCGACUUCGUUCAAGUACUACGGCUCUGCCAUCACUCCGGCUAGCUACAAGGGUGGACAUUGGCAGGGCAAGGUGAACGCCACUGUGAUUGCUGGGGUUUUCAAAGAGGUAUUCUCGAUGAUUCCUAAGGAAAGGCGUGAGAGCAGCCGCAACAAUCUGGGCACCGGUCUUCUUGGUGACCUAAGUUCUUCCGUGUAUCCUACGCCUCCUGAUGAGGAGAUUCAAGGCAAGCGGAAGAUCGAGGAUGUUGAGAUUGAGAGAAAGAAGGUGAAAGUUAGCAGCGGCCCCAAUGACCUGGACGACCUGGAUAAUCUGUGGAACUUUGAUGGGUGGUGA
Molecule: messenger RNA, 2883 nt
Organism: Ogataea parapolymorpha DL-1
Lineage: Eukaryota; Fungi; Ascomycota; Pichiomycetes; Pichiales; Pichiaceae
Exons: 1
Coding region: 1-2883 (960 amino acids)
Biological process (GO): regulation of transcription by RNA polymerase II
Cellular component (GO): mediator complex
Molecular function (GO): transcription coregulator activity
Source: RefSeq, a predicted model, not a curated record